This is a messenger RNA of Fusarium proliferatum ET1, 1137 nucleotides long. RefSeq lists its product as uncharacterized. Gene Ontology annotation, molecular function: hydrolase activity, hydrolyzing O-glycosyl compounds. The coding region runs from base 1 to 1137 and encodes 378 amino acids. Gene Ontology annotation, biological process: glucan catabolic process. The transcript is spliced from 5 exons. Lineage: Eukaryota; Fungi; Ascomycota; Sordariomycetes; Hypocreales; Nectriaceae. The record is from RefSeq and is a predicted model, not a curated record.
AUGUCAAUGUAUUCAUCUGGCGUCAAGCCUGGAGAGAUACCUCCAAUUUACGACGAGGUAAUGCUGGCUCGCAAAGGCCAGGAAAUCCGCCAUGCGAGCUCAUCAAUGCCCUGGUGGAAUCCUCGAUACUGGCGAAAGAGAAUCUGGGCCGCUAUUAUCAUAGUCAUCCUUGUUAUAGUGAUAAUAAUUGUCGCCGUCGCUGUGGAGAGAGCUAGAAAGAAUAUGUAUCCUGACUACUCACCAUUAUCGUACACCUUGAAAGAUACAUAUGGAGGUGAAUCCUUUUUUGACCAGUUCAACUAUUUCACAGGAUACGACCCCACUGAGGGCUUCGUACAUUACGUUCCAGAAGCGCAAGCAAAAGAUCUUAAUCUCACAUAUGUUUCGCCCAGCACUGCCGUUCUCAAAGUCGACACUUCUGUCGGCCCCAACAGCAAGCCUAAUGCGUCUACGGGUCGCUUUUCUGUCCGAAUCGAGUCCAAAAAGACAUACGAGAACGGCCUCUUCAUCUUCGACGUCAAGCAUACUCCCUAUGGCUGUGGCACCUGGCCGGCCCUUUGGCUUACUGACCGUUACAACUGGCCAAACCAUGGAGAAAUUGAUGUGAUGGAGUCGACAAACAAAGCUGAAGACGGGAAUCAAAUGACUUUGCACACUACCGGCGACUGCUCAAUGGACGUACGCCGCGAGGAAACAGGAAAGAUACUACAGAAAAACUGCAACCACGAAAAGGACGAUAAUGCAGGCUGUGGUGUUCUUUCAAAGCCUGCGGGAUACGGCUCCGUCUUCAACAAGAAUGGAGGAGGUGUGAUGGCGGUUGAAUGGCGACAUGAAGGCAUCCGCAUGUGGCAGUUCGGUAGAGACUCUAUACCAUCAGAUAUCAAAGGAAACAACCCAAAGCCCGACACCUGGGGCACUGCUGUUGCCGACUUUCCCAACACGCAUUGCGACAUUGGCACGCAUUUCAAGAACCAGAGCAUCAUUGCCAAUAUCGACCUGUGUGGUAGUCUUGUUUAUCACGUUUGGGACGACUCUGGAUGUUCGGGUAAAUGCACUGAUCUCGUCGCCAACAAUCCUGAAGCAUUUGAGAAUGCGUAUUGGGAGUUUGGGACUUUCCAAGUAUACCAGGCAAGUUAA